Molecule: messenger RNA, 1272 nt
Organism: Gossypium arboreum
Lineage: Eukaryota; Viridiplantae; Streptophyta; Magnoliopsida; Malvales; Malvaceae
Product: receptor-like protein 35
Exons: 5
Coding region: 1-1272 (423 amino acids)
Molecular function (GO): protein binding
Source: RefSeq, a predicted model, not a curated record
AUGUCGAACAGAGGAGGCUCUCAACCCCCCUUUUCGGGUCUGAUAUGGGCAACAGAGAAGAAUCCUCCGACGGCGCGACCGCGAGGUUCAGGUUUUGACGAGAGCGAUGGGACGAGGCCAGAGGUUGCUGUGCUGAGGCAACAGAGGCGCCAGUGGGUGACGGAUUCUUGGGAUGAAGGUACUGACUGUUGCAAAUGGAAGGGUGUGGUGUGUGAUAACAAGAAAGGCAAUAUGAUCGGCCUUGAUCUCAGUUGUAGUGGACUAAUUGGUUCUCUCCAAUCAAACAGUUCCCUCUUCUCACUUCAAAACCUUCGAUGGCUCAACCUUGCCGUAAAUGAUUUCGGCAACUCUGAAAUCCCAUCUGAGUUUGAAACAAAUUGGAGCAGUCCCCUUAGUUUGUUGGAUGUAUCAGGGACAAGGUUUUCAAAAGGGUUACCCGGCUCAAUUGAUAAUCUUAAACACUUGAAAAAACUUAACCUUGAUAGUUGUGUUUUUACGCGGUCAAUCCCUUCAUCCCUCGGAAAUCUCACAAAAAUCACCUUCUUGGAUAUCUCAGGCAACAUGUUCCAAGGGCAAAUUCCUGAUGUUUUUGGGAAUUUAAACGAUCUAAGUUUUAUGGGUUUUUCCUCUAACAAUUUCAAUGGUCUCUUCCCAUCAUUAGCAUUUAACCUCACCAGCCUUACUUUCAUGGACUUCUCUUCCAAUUUCCUUCGGGGUACCCUUCCCAACAACAUAAGUGGACUUUCGUAUCUACGAGAACUCCACUUAUAUGCAAACUUGCUUAGUGGUAGAGUACCAGGUUGGUUGUUUAGUCUACAAUCUUUGGAGUAUCUAGACCUCCACUCUAACAAACUUAAUGGUCCCAUUGACCCAAUCCAAGAGGCCAAUCUAGUCCAACUUGUCGAUCUAUCGAAGAAUGAAAUACAGGGAACAAUUCCAAGUUCUUUCAUUGACCUCAUGAACCUUACUAUUCUUGACCUUUCAUCUAAUAACUUGAGUGUCAAUAUCAAGUCAUGCAUGCUUGUGAAGCUUAAGAAUCUAAGGUCGCUUGAUCUUUCAUUUAACAACUUACUAUCAUUAACUAGUAGUAGUAAUGAUGAAGCCGAAGGAUGGGAGGGCUUGGCCAUUUUGAACCUUUCUAUGAACUUCAUGACUACAGUAGAUCAAAUUCCAGGGAAGAGACUAUGUUCUGGACCUUCACUCCAAUUCACUUCAAGGACCACUUCCAACUCCACCAAAGGCAUUGGAGUAUUUCUUAAUCUCAAACAAUGA